AGUCGGGGGCGGUAUUGCACCAAUUUCCUUGUUUGCCAAUUGCCAAAAAACAACGAAGAAGAAUCCUGGUUGGCCUCAGCUAGAAAACUGCUGCAUUGUCCCAUUCCAGCUAAUAUUUCAGUAACAAUGUCUUCAGUUCAGCAUCUCAGAGAGUUUAUCAGAGAGAGACUAACUGCUGCUGCUCAAGAAAUCUUCACCGAGGUUGAAAAAACCAUCAUUUGCUACGAGGAAGAGCUCGAUGCUCAGCGCAGAAUGAUGGGGAUCAACUGGAAACCAGAAAUUAAGCUACACAGAAUCGGUUCGGAGCUGCAGAGGCAAAGUUCUGACCUCCAACAGCCAAGUGUCUCAAAUGAGGAAGAAGCUUAUGCCAUCCAACAAGUCUGGAGCCUGGCAAGUAGGUCCAGUCAGGACCAGAAAGAAGCAGAACCUCAGUGGACUGAAGAGGAACAGAUGGAACCACAACAAAAAUGGAUGAAAGAAGAAGAAGAUGAACUAGAACCUGCACUGCUUAAACAUGAGGAAAUAGAAUUUCCACUAACAAAUGUUAAAAUAGAGGAACUAGAUUCUUCAGUGCUUCCAUAUGAACAGCAGCCACCGGAACAUUUACCAACUGGACAGAACCAGAAGAACCUCUGCAGCAGUCAGGAGAAAGGGCAGCUUGUCCAGAAGCAGUUUGUUGCUUUGAUUGAGACUUCUACUCUUCAGGAAGAUGACAUGAAUGAAGAAGAGAGAAGAACAGAGCAGCUUUCCCUUCAUAUCUCUCCUGUGGUUGAAAGCAAAGAUCAGGAAGGAAGCAGCUCCUCUGUGUCAGAGAGUCAAUCUGGUACAAAGAAAAAGUCUUUCAAAUGUGACAUUUGUGGGAGAUGUUACCCACAACAGUGGAAGUUGAAAAACCAUUACAGAACUCACACUGGUGAGAGACCUUUUUCAUGCCAAUCAUGCGGAAAAAGUUUUUCUAGAAUUAGUCAUUUAUAUCGUCACAAGAAAAUUCAUACAGGGGAGAGACCUUUUUUAUGCCAGUCAUGUGGAAAAAGUUUUUCUAGAAUUAGUCAUUUAAAUGCCCACAAAAAAAUUCACACCGGUGAGAGACCUUUUUCAUGCCAGUCAUGUGGAAAAAGUUUCUCUCGAAUUAGUCAUUUAAAAGAUCACAACAAAAUUCAUUCCGGUGAGAGACCUUUUUCAUGCCAGUCAUGCGGAAAACGUUUCAUUCGAAUUAGUAAUUUAAAUGACCACAAGAGAAUUCAUACAGGUGAGAAACCUUUUUCAUGCCAGUCAUGUGGAAAGAAUUUCACUCGUCUUAGUAGCUUAAAUCAUCACAAGAUGAGUCAUGCAUUUGAGAAGGGUUCUCAUGAUAAACAAUAAAUCAAUCAACAGUAAAUAAAUAUGAGCUUAAUAAUAAAAUAAUGUCUAUGAUAUUGCUUCUUCGUAUUCAUCGUCUCUCCUUCUAUGAAGAGACUGGAUGACAAAAACUUUUGCUCCAGUGGCUCAUGUUAUUCCCUCCCUUCUUGUUUUCUUGGUAACGGUUAAACACACAGGGAGCUAAAAGAGCCAAUUUUCUUCCACUCCGGCUCAACAUCUGGCACACGAUAGUGAUGACAGCAACAAAAGAUGAAAAGUUUCCAACUUCGUGGCAUAGCGUCUAUAACCCCCGCGUGUAUGAGCUACAAAGGUCACAUACACAAAUUAUGUAUUUCGCUCAGCUGGAUGAGAGCUAGCGACUGUCGACUUACCACGCAAUCUCUGUAAGAGGGAGAAGUACUGUCUCCUGUCACUGUGUGACCAUUACUUCACUUACCUGCUGGGCUCCUUGUCUCCUACCACAGAGUGUAGCAUAAAGCCUGGUGGGGAGGAGCAAGCAGUCUGGGACCGUGUUGGAUUCAAACUACAAUCUAUCCACGUUUCCUGGAGACGUACGGGGUUAUAAAGAGACACCCUUUCAUUUGUCUUCUUUUUUCUAUUUUGAAAACCUGAAUGUUAUUUUCUUCACUGCAUAGUUCAACUCGGUCGUUUUAGUCUUUGGCUGCUGCUGAACACUGUUGCCUUCAAGUUCACUAAGCAGGAGCAAACCAUUUAAUGCAGAUCCACAGGGCUGGUCCGUAAAUAUGGAUCUUUGCUUUUUGAUCUGGGAAUGGUAACUUAAUUUUUACUGCUUAAAACAAGUAAAACAAAAAAAACUAUAUUAUUGACAGAGGCCCUAAUAUUUUUUUCUAUUUAUAUAAAUGUUAACCCCUGUCUGUUAAGGGAUUAUCAUAACAUUUCCUUCCUGUGUGCAAGCUAAUGUCUUGGCACUGAAAAUUAGCACAAGUGCAGUUGAAAUGCUCCUUUUUGAAACAUUGCACUACGUUUUACAUAGCUCAUCUGUGAUGUCACUACAGUAAAACUAUGAGGAAGAUUCUGAAAGUAGACAAUCAGGACGCUUUCAGAAUCCUCCUUAGAUUUCCAAAAUGAACAUCUGCAAGUCAAAUGUUUGUCAUGAGUAGCAUAUCAAUGUUUUAUGUUUUGCUGAGGAAUUUCAUGUAUGAAUUUAUGUGCUGAUUGGAUGUAUCAAAAACUUGACAAUAAAAACUCUGACAACAGCAA
This is a messenger RNA of Gambusia affinis (western mosquitofish), 2580 nucleotides long. RefSeq names its product zinc finger protein 184-like. The record is from RefSeq and is a predicted model, not a curated record. Gene Ontology annotation, molecular function: DNA-binding transcription factor activity, RNA polymerase II-specific; RNA polymerase II cis-regulatory region sequence-specific DNA binding. Lineage: Eukaryota; Metazoa; Chordata; Actinopteri; Cyprinodontiformes; Poeciliidae. Gene Ontology annotation, biological process: regulation of DNA-templated transcription. Bases 127 to 1362 code for a protein of 411 amino acids. The transcript is spliced from 2 exons.